AUGGCGACAAUUAGAUCCGCCACGGCUCCCCCAGUCGAGCACAGCAUCGAGGUAGACACGAUCUGCUUCUACGAGCACGCCGCCCCCGCCGGCCGAUUUGCGGUGUGCGUGGCAUGCUAUCCGACGAGUUCCAUCGGCUUCUGCAGGCUCGGCGCCGCGCUGCCCCACGAAUCGGUUAUGCAACCCGGCGAGAACUCCCUGACGACGUUCCUCGUCGCUGACCCUGCCACGCUCCGGACCGCCGCCGCCUGCCACGGCGCCCUGCGCGGGAUGCUGGCGGCGCUCCCUGAGCUCCAGUCGCUGCGCCUCGCGGAGGACGAGUGGGACGCCGUCGUGCCCGCGGAUGUGGUGCAGGCGAUCGUGGGCGCGGCGGGCCGGGGCACCGGCUUCACCUUCUGCUUCCAUAUGGGGGUGCACCGCCGGGUGAUACACGACGAACGGGCUCUCCUCAUGGCGUGCAGGGAGUGGCGGCUGGCGUCAACGGCGCUGGAAGAGAAGGACUGCGGGAUCUGCCUCGAUGGACUGGAGCGAGAGUCCGCCGCGCAGAUGGCGUGCUGCGAGCACGCGUUCCACCGCCGGUGUAUUUCCGUGUGGAUCUCCAAGGCGACGUGCCCGAUGUGCCGGCGCGACGUCUGGCGCCCUGCCGUGCCGGAGAUCCUUGAACUGUCAUUCGCCGGCGCGCCGGCUCAAGGCAUGCCAGAUAUUGAGUAG
Messenger RNA from Lolium rigidum, 711 nucleotides. RefSeq lists its product as uncharacterized. The record is from RefSeq and is a predicted model, not a curated record. Gene Ontology annotation, biological process: protein ubiquitination. NCBI's taxonomy places the organism in Eukaryota, Viridiplantae, Streptophyta, Magnoliopsida, Poales, Poaceae. The transcript has a single exon. Gene Ontology annotation, molecular function: ubiquitin protein ligase activity. Bases 1 to 711 code for a protein of 236 amino acids.